Molecule: messenger RNA, 526 nt
Organism: Periophthalmus magnuspinnatus
Lineage: Eukaryota; Metazoa; Chordata; Actinopteri; Gobiiformes; Gobiidae
Gene: neurog1
Product: neurogenin 1
Exons: 1
Coding region: 1-483 (160 amino acids)
Molecular function (GO): protein dimerization activity
Source: RefSeq, a predicted model, not a curated record
AUGGAGCCCGUGUUUGACCUGGACAGCAACAGCUGCGACAUGUUCCCGCACUCUGACGUCGAGGAAGUGCGUGUGGAGCCCGAGCAGAAGAAGCGGCGGCGGGGGCGCGCACGCUGCGAGACGCAGGUGCACGUUGUGAAGAAGAACCGCAGACUGAAGGCCAACGACCGCGAGCGCAACCGCAUGCACAACCUGAAUGACGCGCUGGACGCGCUCCGUCGCGUGCUGCCCGCGUUUCCGGACGAGACCAAACUGACCAAGAUCGAGACUCUGCGCUUUGCGCACAACUACAUCUGGGCCUUGUCCGAGACCAUCCGCAUUGCAGACCUACACCAGGGAGCACCUCAGCAGCCCCCCAGCCCGACCUGGAGCUCCGGCUCCUCCGCCUCCAGCUCCCCGUCCUACUGCUCCAGCCCCGGCAGCAGCCCCGCGCACGAUGACUAUAGCCUGGCGGGCUUCGGCUUCGGGUCGGGCCUGUUCUGAAGGCCCAGAGAGAGGGCCCUGAAAGCGUCCUCACGCAGACUGA